Caenorhabditis angaria is the source of this 3330-nucleotide messenger RNA. The record is from the annotation of a GenBank genome assembly. Lineage: Eukaryota; Metazoa; Nematoda; Chromadorea; Rhabditida; Rhabditidae.
AUGGAUCGAAAAGUGAUUGCGAAUUCGUCGAUGGCUAGAUUAUUAUUGGGACGAACUUGUUUUGAACAAGGAGAAUAUGGAGAGUGUCGGACGAUUUUAGAUGAAUUGCAUAAGAGAAGGCCGUGGAGAGUUGAGGUAACUUUGAGGGUGAAAAUGGGUGAAAAAUGAAGGAUUUUAGGCGAAAAAUCAUGGAAAAAUUGAAAUUUUCAAGUUUUUAACCUGAAAUCCAUGGUUCCAAGGUAGAAAUCGAUUUUUUGAAAAUUGACCUGGAAAUGAUUAAAAUGAAGGUUUUUGAUGCUAAAAUCAUCAAAAAUGAUGGGGAUUUUGGUCUUCUGAAAAAAAAUCAGCUAAAAUUUAGAGUAACCUAAAAAUUUGAGAAAAAUCGAUAUUUUCACCCUAAGGGAACCAUUUUUAGGCUGAAAAUAUUGAUUUUUUUUUUCAUAAAAUGCUGAAAAUUUGGAAUUUCUAUCUGGAUUUUCCAAAUUUUCACCAGAAAUUGCUCUGAAAAUCGCCGAAUCUGAAAUUUCCCAUAAAAAUUGAUUGAAAAUCGAGGUUUUAUGGAAAAUUUCAAGAUUCCGCACAGGGGAACCUAUCGCCAAUUUUUUUCGAGCAAAGCGAGUGUAGACCGCAAGAUUCCGCGUAAACGGUACUAUCUUCCGCGCAGCGGCCACGUGGAUUACUAUGGUAUGGUAAACGUCAUAGAAAUCCGCGUGGGUGCUAAAGAGGAAGUUUCCGGUCUACACUCGCUCCGCUCGAAUUUUCACCAGAAAUUGCUCUGAAAAUCGCCGGAUCUGAAAUUUCCCAUAAAAAUUGAUUGAAAAUCGAGGUUUUAUGGAAAAUUUCAAGAUUCCGCACAGGGGAACCUAUCGCCAAUUUUUUUUCGAGUGUAAACCGCAAGCUUCCGCGAAGCGGCAAGUUAUCCUAUCUUCCCCAAAACCUUGCCCAUAAUCCCUAAUUUUGCAGGGAACCGAACUGCUCUCAACAUCAUUAUGGCAUUUACAAGAUACACAUGGUCUAUCAGCUUUGGCUCAAACUCUAACUUCUGAAAAUCGAGAACGAGCUGAAAGUUGGUGUGCAGCUGGUAAUUGUUUUUCCUCUCUCUCAAAGACAACAUUCUCAAGCAAUUGAAUGUAUGGAAAGAGCUAUACAAUUAGAUAAAAGAUUUGCGUAUGCUUAUACAUUAUUAGCACAUGAAUUGAUUGUACAAGAUGAGCUGGAUAAAGCUGCGGGAGCUUUUAAGUGAGUUUUCGGGAAAAUCCGAUUUUCCAUGAGAUUUUUCAUGAAAAAUGGACUUAGGAGGUUUUUUUCCACCCCGUGAUUAUCGUUUUUAGGUUCUGAAUGAGCUUUUCAUGAACAAAAAACUUGAUUUUUAGUCUAUGAAGACAUUUUUAUUUGAAAAAAAGUGAUUUUUAACUUCAAAGAAUAAGUAAAAUUCAAUUUUUUUUGCUCAAUAUUGUGAAAAAGUUUGAAAAUCUUAAGUUUUUGAUGAAAAAAUGGAUUUCCCCCGAAUUUUUCAUAAAAAAUCGAGCAAAUUUUCGCUCUUCCAAAAGAAAUUGCUCAAAAAAUUAUUUGAAAAAAGAGAAAAAUCGAUAUUUUCACCCUAGAGGAACCAUUUUUAGGCUGAAAAUAUUGAUUUUUAAAAAUAAAAUGCUGAAAAUUUGGAAUUUCUAUCUGGAUUUACCAAAUUUUCACCAGAAUUUGCUCUGAAACCCGCCGAAUCUGAAAUUUUCCAUAAAAUUGAUUGAAAAAUCGAGGUUUUAUGGAAAAUUUCCAGAUUCCUAAACAGGGAACCUAUCGCCAAUUUUUAUUGAAAAUUCGAGCUGGAGCGAGCUUCCAAAAUUUGAAUUAACAUGAGCAAUGUUUUCCAAAGAAAACAUCUAGAAUUUUCAAAGGAAAUCCAGAUUCAAAAAAAUGCAGUAAAAAAUUUUCAAAAACCCUUUUUCCUCUCUUGAAAAAUUCCGAUUUUUCUUUUCAAAAAUAAUUUUUUAAAAAGAAAAAUCGAUUUUUUACUGAAUAAAGACUGAAAAUGCAAGAUUUUCCAUAUCAUAUUUUGUCUGUUUCAGAUCAGCUCUCCUUCUAUCACCCCGUGAUUAUCGUGCUUGGUAUGGUUUGGGCUUGGUUCAUCUGAAAAAAGAGCAAAAUAGUGUGGCUCAAACGAAUAUCCAAAAAGCGAUAUCAAUAAAUCCAACAAAUCGAGCAAUGCUAUGCACAUUAUCAAAUUUGGAACAACAACGUGGAAAAUCUGAAAAAGCGCUGAAAUUAAUCGAUAAAGCGCUGGAAUUGAAUCCGACUGAUUUGGCGUGUCGAUUUAAUCGAGCAAGAUUAUUAUAUGAAGCGAAAAGGAAUGAUGAAUGUUUGGUUGAAUUGAAUCGAUUGAAAGCUAGUUCGCCUGAUGAAGCGGUGGUUUUCCAUUUGUUGGGUAAGGGAUUUUAGGGGAGAAAAUUUGGGUCAUUUUGAAUAUAAAUAUGAUAAGAUUCUGAAAAAUGUGAAUGUUUUGGAAUCUAGAAUUGAUGAAAAUCAAUAAUUUUUCAAAAAUUUGGGUCAUUUUGAACCUAAACAUGAUAGAGGAUAUAAAAAAUUGAAAAUUGUCGAUUUUCAAGCCUGAAUUUGGCUGAAAUUCUGAGAUCAUUGAAAUUCAGAAUUUUUUAAACCUAAAUUUCAUACGAAAAUUGUGAAUUUGCAAUUUUUGAACCUAAAUUUGGCUGAAAUUCGAAUUUUCUCAGGAAAUUUGAUAAAAUUUGAAAAUUUAUCGAUUUUUUGAAUCUAAAUAUGAUAAAAUUGGAGAUUUGUAGAAAUAAUUGAAAAUUUUCAUGAAAAAUUCGAAAUUUCAUAAUUCCGGCAAAAAAAAGAGAAAAUUCAGUUUUUCAAGCUUCCUAGUCAAUUUUGACCGAAAAAUUUGAUUUUCCAGCUUAGAAACCAUGCCGCAAAAUUGCAUAAAAUAUAAGCCACGCCUACUUUUUCAUAUUUAAAAUUAGUAGAAAAACUAUGCGGCAAAAUUGCAACAGGCUACGCCCCCUUUUCAACCUCUCCCAAAAAAUCAAUCAAUAUUCUAUAUCCCUUCCAAAUUCCUCUAUUUUUGCAGCCCGUGUUCAUCGCCGUAUGGGAAGUUCUCAUUUAUCCCUACUAAACUAUAGUUGGGCAGCUGAAUUGGAUCCGCGAAGUGAUCAGAAUUUGGGUGGAGGAUCAAAUGGUGGUGGAAAUGGAAGUGGAACUGGUGGAUCAGGUGCUGCAACAUCUUCGGGAAUCGGAAAUUUUGGAGGAUUGAGUCGAGAUGAUGAAGAUGAUGAAGAAUAUGACGAUGAUGAUGAUGAUGGUCAAUAUAGCGCGUAG